AUGCGUUGCGAGCUUGGGGAAGGGAGAGCGGAUAGGCGGCCGGCCACGAGUUCGCCGGGCGUGGCCCGGGCGGCCCUGGAGGCAUCCGUGACGAGACAGGGCAGUGUCGAGCUCGCCAUGGCGGUGUUGGGGGGGGCAGGGCCGAGCGGAGUGGCGUGGGGUCUAGGUGAUGCAGGGCGGGGCUGGGGCGGCCGGGGUGGCACGGCGCUGGGCAGGGGCGGGGCGACGCGGCCGGGGCAGGGCGGGGCUGCGCGGGCCUGGGCGAGGCUGCGCGCGACGGCCGGCGCGUGCGUGGCAGCGCGCGCGGUGCCGGGGGCUGGGGCGUGGCGGGCGGCCCGGGCGAGGCAGCGGGCGACCGGGACGGGCCCGGGCGAGGCGACGCGCGACCGGCGCUAG
Messenger RNA from Lolium perenne, 396 nucleotides. The record is from RefSeq and is a predicted model, not a curated record. NCBI's taxonomy places the organism in Eukaryota, Viridiplantae, Streptophyta, Magnoliopsida, Poales, Poaceae.